This is a messenger RNA of Aspergillus steynii IBT 23096, 2087 nucleotides long. Its product is annotated as putative glutaryl-CoA dehydrogenase. The record is from RefSeq and is a predicted model, not a curated record. The transcript is spliced from 8 exons. Gene Ontology annotation, cellular component: mitochondrial inner membrane. Bases 143 to 1807 code for a protein of 554 amino acids. Lineage: Eukaryota; Fungi; Ascomycota; Eurotiomycetes; Eurotiales; Aspergillaceae. Gene Ontology annotation, biological process: fatty-acyl-CoA biosynthetic process; fatty acid beta-oxidation using acyl-CoA dehydrogenase. Gene Ontology annotation, molecular function: flavin adenine dinucleotide binding; glutaryl-CoA dehydrogenase activity; fatty-acyl-CoA binding.
UGUUGGUGACGCAGGUCGUCGACUUAAAUAUCGAGCUCCGUCGUCUUCUGGACAAUUCAGCGCACGAUUGAGAUUCUGAAGAUCUCCUAUUUUAUCAAUUCUGUUUCUUUUUAUCCCACCUUAAUUCUCUGACAGUUGCGCAAUGCAUCCAUCCAUGCUCCGCAUGGCCUCGCGCCACCUUCAAUCGGCAACCCGCCGCUGCCAGACUCCUGCGUCGGUCCGGGGGUUUGCGACGGCGUUCAAUUGGGAAGAUCCGCUGGCGGCAUCGGAACUGUACACGGCGGAGGAAUUGGCCAUCCAGGACACGGCCAGACAAUACUGCCAGGAACGCCUGCUCCCUCGAGUCCUCGAUGCCUACCGCCACGAAAACUACGACCGCAAGAUCUUGGAGGAGAUGGGAGAGUUGGGUCUUCUGGGUGCCAGCAUCGACGGAUAUGGCUGCGCAGGGGCAAGCACCGUCGCCUCCGGGUUGAUCACCAAGGAGGUCGAGCGCGUCGAUUCCGGGUAUCGAUCUGGCAUGUCGGUGCAGAGCUCGUUGGCGAUGACGGCCAUCCAUGAUUUCGGAACACAGGAGCUCAAGGACCGACUGCUCCCGGGCCUGGCCAAGGGCAAGCUCGCAGGCUGCUUCGGCCUGACCGAACCCAACCACGGCUCGGAUCCUGGAUCCAUGGAGACGGUUGCUCGCGAGCAUCCGACAAAGAAGGGCUACUAUCUCCUGUCGGGCUCCAAGACCUGGAUCACCAACUCCCCCAUCUCCGACGUCCUGAUCGUGUGGGCCAAGCUGGACGGCAAGAUCCGCGGCUUCGUGGUGGAACGUGACCAGUGCCCCCCGGGUACCCUGGAGACCCCCGCCAUUAAGAACAAGACCGGCCUGCGGGCAUCCAUCACGGGCAUGAUCCAGUUGGACGACUGUCCCGUGCCGGUGGAGAACAUGUUCCCCGAGGUGCAGGGGCUGACGGGACCGUUCACCUGUCUCAACAGCGCGCGGUUGGGCAUUGCCUUUGGGGCCAUGGGCGCCCUCGAGGACUGUCUCAGCCGGGCGCGCACCUACGCCCUCGAGCGGAAGCAGUUCAAGGGCAACCCGCUGGCCAAGUACCAGCUGAUCCAGAAGAAGCUGGCGGACGCGGCCACGGACGCGGCGUACGGAACCCUGGCCGCCACGCAGGUCGCCCGGCUCAAGGACGAGGGCAAGUCCACGCCGGAGAUGAUCUCGAUGGUCAAGCGACAGAACUGCGAUCGGGCGCUAACGAAUUCCCGCAUACUGCAGGAGGUGUUUGGCGGUAAUGCAACCGCCGACGAGUACGGAAUUGCGAGACAUUCGGCGAAUUUGUUUGUCGUGCAAACGUACGAGGGGCAGAGUGAUAUUCACGCAUUGAUCCUGGGACGCGCCAUUACGGGGGUGCAGGCUGAUCCCCCCUCCUCCUGCUCUGCUGGCCCCGCAGGAGAGGAUCUGUUUCACUGGCAAGCGACGAUAAUGGGUCCUGGUGACUCCCCAUACUCCGGAGGUGUCUUCUUCCUCUCGAUCCACUUCCCUACCGACUACCCGUUCAAGCCCCCCAAGGUCAACUUCACCACUCGCAUCUACCACCCCAAUAUCAACUCGAACGGCAGCAUCUGCCUGGAUAUCCUCCGAGACCAAUGGAGCCCUGCUCUCACGAUCUCUAAAGUGUUGCUGUCGAUCUGCUCGAUGCUUACAGACCCCAACCCGGAUGACCCGUUGGUGCCCGAGAUCGCGCACGUCUACAAGACCGACCGUCCUCGGUACGAGGCGACCGCCCGCGAAUGGACCCGCAAAUACGCUAUUUGAUCUUCGCUUUCAACCUUCCACGGCCACCCCUCGAUCUUCCCAAUCGCUUCUGCGUCUUCUUUCGUUCGCCGUUAGAUCAGAUCCGAAGCCUGGCGUACCGUGAUCGUAGAUCCGUUGCUAUUUCGUGUUUUCACCAUGAACCUAUUUGCGCGUUGUCUUGAAAUUUAACUACCUUUUUUCUUUCCGGUGCCCUUUUCUUUUUGUUCUCCUAUCGGCAGGAGAUGUCAUAUCCAACGAUCAUUAUGACCAACAUGCAUUGAUGGCAUUUUCUUACUUUUUU